AUGAGGUGCACUGAGAAAGAGAAGCUGAAGAUCCGGAUGUCCAAGGAGGCGAAGGAAAGAAACUUAUUUCUAGACAACUACCAAAUUUACCACUCUGUCUGGGCUGCAGCACAGGCAUUAAAUACUGCAUACUCUUCCAGAAGUGAGAAGAUGAGGAAGAAGGAUAGAGACAGGAUGGAAGUUCAUAAAUUGCAACCAUGGCAGCCUCUGCCUUCUUCCAAAUGUGUGGAAAGCUGCCAUCCAGGUUUUAUCAAGGUGCCUUGGGAAGGGGAACCCCUUUGCUGCUAUGAUUGCCUUCCUUGUGGAGAAGGGACCGUCUCCAUUUUGGAAGAUGCAAAAAAAUGCCUGACCUGUCCAGAAGAUCAAUAUCCAAACAUGGCCAAAGUUCAAUGUAUCCCUAAAAGGAUAACUUUCAUGUCCUACCAAGAAUCUUUGGGGAUCAUUCUAGUCUUUUUUAUCUUACAUUUCUCCAUCACUACUGCUCUGGUGUUAGGAAUCUUCAUUAAACAUCGAGAAACUCCCAUUGUCAAAGCUAACAACCGGGAUCUCUCCUACAUCCUCCUGGUCUCCCUCCUGCUUUCCUUUCUGACUUCCUUUCUCUUCAUUGGUCAGCCAAGAACACCCACCUGCCUUCUCCGUCAAACAACCUUCAGCAUCGUUUUCUCACUUGCUGUCUCUUCUGUCUUGGCCAAAACCAUCACAGUGGUGCUGGCCUUCUUGGCCACAAAGCCAGGAAACACCAUGAUGAAAUGGCUGGGAAAAGCUUUGACCAACUCCAUUGUUAUUUCUGGUUCUAGUGUCCAGAUUGCCAUUUCUGCCAUUUGGUUGGUUAUCUCUCCCCCUUUUCCUGAUUCUGACAUGUAUUCCCAGCCUGGAGAGAUUGUCCUGCAAUGCAAUGAAGGGUCUGUUGCCAUGUUUUAUGGAGCCCUGGGCUAUAUGGGCUUCUUGGCUGUUGUCUGCUUCGCAGUGGCUUUCCUGGCCAGAAACCUACCUGGGGCUUUCAAUGAAGCCAAGCUGAUCACUUUCAGCAUGCUGGUCUUCUGCAGCAUCUGGAUCUCCUUCCUACCCACCUAUUUGUGCACCAAAGGGAAAUACAUGGUGGCUGUUCAGGUCUUCUCCAUCCUGGCCUCCAGUGCUGGGCUGCUGGGCUGCAUCUUCAUCCCCAAGUGCUAUAUUAUUAUCCUCAGGCCAGAUCUCAACACAAAGGAGCAGCUUAUGUUGAAAGUAAAGUAA
This is a messenger RNA of Pseudonaja textilis, 1233 nucleotides long. The record is from RefSeq and is a predicted model, not a curated record. NCBI's taxonomy places the organism in Eukaryota, Metazoa, Chordata, Lepidosauria, Squamata, Elapidae.